CCUCUGAUGGCUCCCUUAGGUGAAGUUGGGAACUAUUUCGGUGUGCAGGAUGCGGUUCCGUUUGGGAAUGUGCCUGUGUUGCCGGUGGACAGUCCGGUUUUGUUAAGUGACCACUUGGGUCAGUCUGAAGCAGGGGGGCUUCCCAGGGGACCCGCAGUCACGGACUUGGAUCACUUAAAGGGGAUUCUCAGGCGGAGGCAGCUUUACUGCAGGACUGGAUUUCACUUAGAAAUCUUCCCCAAUGGUACUAUCCAGGGAACCAGGAAAGACCACAGCCGAUUUGGCAUUCUGGAAUUUAUCAGUAUAGCAGUGGGCCUGGUCAGCAUUCGAGGCGUGGACAGUGGACUCUACCUCGGGAUGAAUGAGAAGGGAGAGCUGUAUGGAUCAGAAAAGCUAACCCAAGAAUGCGUAUUCAGAGAACAGUUUGAAGAAAAUUGGUAUAAUACAUACUCCUCAAAUCUGUAUAAACACGUGGACACUGGAAGGCGAUACUAUGUUGCGUUAAAUAAAGACGGGACCCCGAGAGAAGGAGCGAGGACUAAACGGCACCAGAAAUUCACACAUUUUUUACCUAGACCAGUGGACCCCGACAAAGUACCUGAACUAUAUAAGGAUAUUCUAAGCCAAAGUUGACAAAGACGAUUUCUUCACUUGAGCCCUUAAAAAAGUAACCACUAUAAAGGUCUCAUGCAGUGGGUUCUUACUGAUUCGCUGUGUCGUCACAUCAGCCGCGCUGUUGCCAAACUUUGUCGCAUGCAUAAUGUACGGUGGAGGCUUGGAUGGGAGACAUGCUGGUUUUGCUCUGCAUUUCAGGGCUUGUCCUCCAGGAGGACAGCCUGUGCCCACUCGCUUGAUUUCCUGUGAGAAGAGGAGAGGGUGACUGCGAGCGGGAGUGUGUGUGGCUGAGCAGGGAACUGAGAGAUGCAGAAGCAGCUAGGACAGCGGCCCGAUGCAUGCUGGGAACUGGACUCGCUUUCACAUUUCAUCAGUUGUACUUCAUCCUGUAUCAGCACAGCUGCCAUACGUCGACUCAUCUGGAUUUUGGCUAGUGGCCUGCGCAAGGGUACGCUGCAUUUUCAAAGGCAUGGAGGGUGCAGUCUUACUUAAAAGACUUUUUCAGUUAAUGCUCACUGGGGUCAGCCUAGUGAAUUUAAAGCAAAGACCUCUUAGUAAAAAAAAAAAAAAAGUUAAAUUUAUUUAUAGAAAUUCCAAAGGCAACAUUUUAUUUAUUUUAUAUAUUUAUUUAUUAUAUAGAGUUUAUUUUUAAUGAAAUAUGUACAGGCCAGAUAGGCAUUUUGGAAGCUUUAGGCUCUGUAAGCAUUAAAUGGCAACGUCUGCUACGAACCUGUGGUAAAUUCAUGCAAGUAAAUAUAACGGUGUAUGGAUAGGAGAAAUUCUAAUGACCCUAAUGUACUAAAGGCGACAAUCUCUUUUGUGCCCGUAUUAUUGUAAACUUAUGCACAUCAUCAUGACACUGAGUAUUCACUCUUCAGACUGCUUGUUUCAUAGCUUAUCCCAGAGGAUUAAAGAUAAACUGGGUCUCAAACUUUUAUUCUGUGUCUGUAAUACUUCCUCUCUCCUAAGUGAUUUAGUCCAUCAUUGUAACUUCAUGGUUGGAAAACACAAGGGUUGGUAUAUAUCCUACUUGUUUAAAUCCAUUGCAGAAUACACCAAAGCUGAACAGCAACUAUGCUUUUAUUUUAGCCCGCCUCCAGAACAACAGGACUAACAUCAAACACCGUACUGACUUAGAAUUCUCAAAAAGGAAAAAAAACAACAACAACCCGUGUAGUACAGAUUUUUUCUUUUUUAAGGGACAACAAUCAGAUGAACAGGCUCAUUCUUACAAACUUUUUAUUUGUGCCCUUGGCUACCAAAAAUGAAAUGAUGCAAGUACCAUAGGGGCCAUUGUAACAUCUUUUAUUGAAAAUUGCUUUUGUUGUGAACUGUCAUAACACACGGUAAUAGCACCCUUCAAGCAAAACUUGCAAAAUGAAACUAAUAAAUCUUCAUCAAUAAUGACAAUGAGGGGAAAAGUAUUAUACUUGUUGACUGUGUUUUAUUUUAAAAAAUGGUCUUCACAAGCACUCAGUUUUUUUAGAGGGGAGGUUACCGUAUAGAAUAUCUUUUACAAGGCUUUUAUAACAUUUUAUGCUAAAAAGCAUAAGAAUAUAUAAAGAAUACAUUUCUUUAGUAGCAAUAAUUUUGGAACUUGCUUUUGGGCAAGGGAGACUAUUUCUUACUAUAUACUGAGAAGGAAAGAGCCAAAUUCUUAAAGCAAUAUUUAAGAAAAAGGAAUUUAUAACAAAUUCUCAUACGACAUUUAACACUUUCUAGCCAGUUAUAUUGGGAAAUUGAAAGUGACAGUUAAAAAAUGUGUGGGGAUUUAUGUAACUAUUUUAAAAUUUAAUAUUCCAACUUUGUUUUGCUCUGAUGCACAUUCUCUAUGAAAAAUAGAAGUAUGUCACUGGUGAGUUAAAGCUGUUUUGAAGUAGAAUCACAUGAUUUAUUGCCAUAAGCGCAUGUGGUCCUUCUAAUGGUGCAAGUUAAAAUACAUAGCAGAGCCCUCCUGCUGAUGUGCAUUAAGGAAAAACUAAGUCUAACAUUUGGAAUUAAGAAAUAUUUUGGGGGGAGGGACAGAAGCAAUGUCAAAUAGUUGAUUUACGAUAAAGAUCAGAAUAUCCCCUUCAUUUCUUUUCUUUUCUUUUCUUUUUUACCUUCUAAAUAGAAACUGCAUUUAAUUCUAAGAUUAGUAUUCUUAUUUAUUAUUUAACCUUUUGCUGCUGCUAAAAUGUGCACAUAUUCAGGCUUUAGUUUUCCCAAAAGGUGUUUCAUAUUUUUGGCUGAAAAACAUCCCGCAUCUGACCACAGGGAAGAAUCAAGUUUUUAGGAUGUAGGUAAAAUAUUUAGCACUGAAGAGAUUGAUUUUAGAAGAUAGCCAAAAGUAAUCUUAAAGUAGCAUGAGAUGCUAGAUAAUCAAGCCUAAAAGAAAGAAACACUUUGUGAAAAAGACUAAAAUCUCUGUGCAUUCCUAGAAAUGCUACUUUAAUAUCUACUUUUGGAGUUAUUUUGUUUUGGUACUUUUUAAAAAAGACAAACAAAAUGUUAUAUGCUUUUGGCAAUAGAUAAACUGUAAUGGUCUGUAAAUGAAUAUUGACUUAUGCAAUUUAUGUAAAUAAGUGUUCUGGGAGAGUAGAUGGCUCAGAGUUUUGUCGCGGACAUCGUCCUGUUGGGCAGUAGAGUGAGUCAUCCCCAGUUUGCGGGUUUGCGUCCGGUUCUUGUAGUGAGAGACCCAAAGCCCCGUUGGCUGGCAGCCCGGAGCCUCUGUGGAACGGGUGGUUCCAGUUUUUCACAAACAGAUGCUCAAACAGCCAAACCACUAUCUUACUGGUGCCAACACUUGCACCUUGGUCAAAGACUUCAUGGGCAUGGACUGAACCACCCUCCCAUCUGUCAUGUGAAUGUCCCCAGGCAGUGUGAAGGACAUGCCAGGUCAGUGGCGGGGAAUCUGUCCCUGCCAGGUCCUGUUUUGUAGAUAAAUGAAUGGCUUCAGUUUAUGGUGUUUUCAUUCUAUUUCAUCUCAUUGACACUACAACAUUGUGUUAUUUACUGGAUAAUCUGUAAUUGUAUGUAAAUACAUACAAGAUUAUGUAAUUUGUGUUAAUACAUAAUUACAGACUUUUGAAAACUGGUUUUUACUUGAUGUCCAUUUUGGAGCUGCUUCAGAUUAUGUGCCUACACGAACCAAUGGAAUUUGAAAAACGUGCUGCCCUUGCUCUUACAGCUUUUGCGUGUGUAUUGAGGGGAUGGCGAGGGGGCUUGGGGGAUGCAGGGAUGGAGAAACAUAUCCAGAUGUCUCCUCUUUUCCGUAAGCAUUAGAUGAAGAAGCAAGUAAUCUUCUGGGAUAAAGACUUACGAACUUGGAGCAAGCAAAACGCAGUGUGUGUGCACAUUUACGCGGAUGGCUGGAUGGACAAAGGCAUAUCGUUUAAGGUCAAAUUAUUGCUUGCUGCAUCAUUUGACCUUGAAAUGUGCCAAAUUUAGAUCUGUUUGUCAUCAUUUGCACGAAAGAGCAAUGAAAUGGUGGGGGUGGGGGAAUAUGCCACAUGGAUUCAAAAGCCUUGUUAGCCACCAAGCGCCUUUGAAGUGUACUUGUGUGUAUGUGUGUUAUACAUGCCGUAUAAUACCAGUGGAUGUCCAUAGACAUUUUAAAAUUGGUAUUUCAUUGUUAAAAGUGAAAUGGGGAGAAAUUAAAGGAAGAAACAGUUUAUAGCCCAAAGUUCUGGGAUUCAGGUUGGAGGCAUGUCACCUGGCUGUGACAGGUUUGGUUACAGAGGUGUGAACUCUUCAGUGGGAUUUCUACUUCGUGCUUGCAGUGUGCCUUGACGGCUGCCUUCUCUUAAGUCUUCAGAAUAAUUUUUCCCCGUUUUUAUCAAGAUAUAAUUGGCAUUCGUCACUGUGUGCGUUGAAGGUCCACAGCAGAAGGAUUUUACUUACCUGUAUUGUGAAAUGAUUUCCAUGAUAGGUUUAGUUAACAUCGAUUAUCUAGAACAAUUGUUGAUAUAACCUUUUCUUCACCAGGCAGAAACAUGCAGAA
Molecule: messenger RNA, 4597 nt
Organism: Manis pentadactyla (Chinese pangolin)
Lineage: Eukaryota; Metazoa; Chordata; Mammalia; Pholidota; Manidae
Gene: FGF9
Product: fibroblast growth factor 9
Exons: 3
Coding region: 7-633 (208 amino acids)
Biological process (GO): positive regulation of gene expression; positive regulation of protein phosphorylation; animal organ morphogenesis
Cellular component (GO): cytoplasm
Molecular function (GO): growth factor activity; fibroblast growth factor receptor binding
Source: RefSeq, a predicted model, not a curated record